This is a messenger RNA of Monopterus albus (swamp eel), 2099 nucleotides long. RefSeq names its product pyruvate kinase M1/2b (gene pkmb). NCBI's taxonomy places the organism in Eukaryota, Metazoa, Chordata, Actinopteri, Synbranchiformes, Synbranchidae. The transcript is spliced from 11 exons. Gene Ontology annotation, biological process: glycolytic process. The coding region runs from base 11 to 1657 and encodes 548 amino acids. Gene Ontology annotation, molecular function: potassium ion binding; pyruvate kinase activity; magnesium ion binding. The record is from RefSeq and is a predicted model, not a curated record.
AAAUUAAUCCAUGGAGAGGUCAUAUCUUAUUAUAAGGGAUUUUUUCCUAGACACAGAUCCAGUCAUGUCGAAGGCAAAGGAAACGGGCUCUUCCGUCAUACACACCCAGCAGCUGCAUGCUGCCAUGGCGGACACCUUCAUUGAGCACAUGUGUCUGCUGGACAUCGACUCUAAUCCUGCUAAGUCUCGCAACACCGGCAUCAUCUGCACAAUUGGACCUGCCUCCCGAUCUGUGGAGAUGGCGAAAGAAAUGAUCAAAGCUGGGAUGAACAUUGCAAGAAUGAACUUCUCUCAUGGCACACAUGAGUACCAUGCUGAGACCAUCAAGAAUGUCCGUGAGGCAACUGAGAGCUUUGGGCCUGGAUCUGUGGACUACAAACCAGUGGCCAUCGCUCUGGACACUAAGGGACCAGAAAUCAGGACCGGACUUAUCAAAGGCAGUGGUACUGCUGAGGUUGCACUGAAGAAGGGUGAAACCAUCAAGCUCACACUGGAUGACCAGUAUCAGGACGCAUGUGAUGAGAAAGUUCUGUGGCUCGACUACAAGAACAUCACCAAGGUUGUGCAGACUGGAAGCCAUGUCUACAUUGAUGAUGGUCUGAUUUCCCUCAAGGUUAAAGAAGUUGGCAACGAUUACUUGAUAUGUGAGAUUGAAAACGGUGGUAUGCUGGGCAGCAAGAAGGGUGUCAACCUGCCCGGAGCUGCUGUUGACCUGCCUGCUGUGUCUGAGAAGGACAUUCAGGACCUCAAGUUUGGUGUUGAACAGGGUGUUGACAUGGUCUUUGCCUCCUUCAUCCGUAAGGCUGCUGAUGUUGAAGCUGUCAGGAAAGUGCUGGGCGAGAAGGGCAAGGAAAUCUUGAUCAUCAGCAAGCUGGAGAACCACGAGGGUGUGCGCAGAUUUGAUGAGAUCCUGGAGGCUAGCGAUGGCAUCAUGGUUGCCCGUGGAGACCUGGGCAUUGAAAUCCCAACAGAAAAGGUCUUCAUUGCCCAGAAGAUGAUGACUGGCAGGUGCAACAGGAUUGGCAAGCCCAUUGUCUGUGCCACACAGAUGCUGGAGAGCAUGACAAAGAAACCUCGCCCUACUCGUGCUGAGGCCAGUGAUGUUGCCAAUGCCGUGCUGGAUGGCAAUGACUGCAUCAUGCUGAGUGGUGAGACUGCCAAGGGAGACUACCCCGUGGAAGCUGUGUCCACUCAACACAGGAUUGCCCGUGAAGCUGAGGCAGCCAUGUUUCACAGGCAGAUGUUUGAGGAGCUGCGUCGUAUCUCUCAUCUGACCCGUGACCCCACUGAAUCCGUCGCUAUUGGUGCCGUUGAAGCUUCCUUCAAGUGCUGCGCCAGCGCCAUCAUCGUGCUCACCAAGUCAGGAAGGUCUGCUCAGAUGCUGUCAAGGUACAGGCCCCGUGCCCCCAUCAUUGCUGUGACCCGCUCUGGCCAAACUGCCCGUCAGGCUCAUCUGUUCCGUGGUGUCUGCCCUGUGCUCUACACCAAGCCUGCCAGUGAUGUCUGGGCCGAGGACGUUGACCAACGUGUGAACUUUGCCCUGGAAGUUGGCAAGCAUCGCAGCUUUUUCAAGUCUGGUGAUGUGGUCAUUGUCGUGACCGGCUGGCGCCCAGGCUCCGGUUACACCAACACCAUGAGAGUUGUGCUGGUGCCUUGAACUUCAUCAAAGGACAUUAGUAACCACUCCCCCAUCCCCUCCCCUCAAGAAAAGCUCAACACAGGGAGCUGUGCAGAACUUUUCUUGUCUGUUGGUCUUGUCUAACCAACAGAAAGUCAAAACCAGGGCACUCCUUUAAAAGACUUUUGACAAGUUUUGCUCACACACAGUUACUCCAUGAUUCCUGUCAUCCAUGUGUGCAAUUUACUGUACAAAUCUUGUUGCCACAGACCGAACUCAAAGCCUUUUAGUGGAUGAAGGUUUUCCUCGGCAUGCAGUAAUAAUUACUGUACCUACUGUCAUUUUCUUAAGUUUUGGUUCUGUUAGCAUCCAGGUAAAGAACAGCUGCAAAUGUGCAGUAUUUCUCCAGUGUAUCAUGCUGACUUACCAGCACAAUGUUCCAGUGUGAAUCGAUCUGACAUCCAUUAAUUAAAAGGAAUUC